Messenger RNA from Stereum hirsutum FP-91666 SS1, 1473 nucleotides. RefSeq names its product Clavaminate synthase-like protein. Lineage: Eukaryota; Fungi; Basidiomycota; Agaricomycetes; Russulales; Stereaceae. The transcript has 7 exons. Gene Ontology annotation, molecular function: 2-oxoglutarate-dependent dioxygenase activity. The coding region runs from base 1 to 1224 and encodes 407 amino acids. The record is from RefSeq and is a predicted model, not a curated record.
AUGACUACUAGUCCACCUAACUCGGCUAGUCGUCUUCAGACUUUGCAAUGGAUAUCGGAAGAAUACCACAGUCUCAAUGGAGCACACUGUGACAUCCUUACAUCCCCACCAACACCUCUCGAAUUCUCCCGUCUAGUCCACAUCUCACGUCCCGUUCUGAUCCAGGGCUGCUCCCUCACCGACCCAUCCAACUGGUCGAACUCCUCUCUUAUCACCCUGAUGGGUGCUCGCCCCAUCUCUGUGGCCGUGACUCCGGACGGGUUCGCGGAUGCGGUGACGAAGGAUGAUCAUGGGAAGAGUUGGUUCGUCGAGCCUUGUGUGGAGAAGAUGUCGAUGGCUGAAUUCCUGGGAAAGCUGGAGGACCCCAACAGCAAAGAGAUACACUACCUCCAAAGCCAAAACGGCAACCUCUACUCGAGCGCUUACUUCGAAGAGUAUCCCUCGAACUCAGCCUCGGAAUUCGACCCUCUGCGACCGCUCGUUCCUCCCGACAUUGAAUGGUGUAGCGAAGCUUUGGAUAGAAGGCCGGAUGCGGUGAAUCUGUGGAUCGGGACUGGGUCGAGCGUGACUAGUAUACAUAGCGAUCCGUACGAGAACGUGUAUCACGUCGUCCGCGGGAGCAAGACAUUCACCCUCCUCCCGCCCACCGAGGGCUGGUGUCUCCGCGAGCGUCUAUACCCACACGCGACCUACGCCCGCGCCUCUCCCUCUCCUCUCACCUCAGCCUCAGCCUCAGCACUCAAACUCACGCCCUCGCCACCGGGGACGUGUCCGCCCGUCCGCUGGUCCUCUAUCACACACCCUCACCUCCCUCCGUUUCCUUCAUCCAACACCCCCAUAUCCUCGACUAACAACACUAACACCGCCAACGGCAAUACCAAAACCGAAACAGAAAGAGAAAGAGAAUCCGAAAUCCGCACCCUCCCACCAACAGCUCACCCCCUCAGCAUAACAGUCCACGCCGGCGAAACGCUCUAUCUCCCCGCAGGGUGGUGGCACCACGUCCGACAGUCCGUUCACAACGACGAUGACGAUGAUUUUCUCGUUGCUAAUGAGAGUGAGAGAAAGGGUGAGAGCGAGAGCGAGAUCACGGUGGCGCUUAAUUGGUGGUUUGAUAUUGAAGGGAGAGGCGCGAGUUGGGUUUGGUUGGGGUUGUUGAGGGGUGGUGGGGAGGUUCCAUGGGCGGAUGAAAGCUCCGACGAGGACAAGCAUGGGGUGAAAUAGGAUUGAUAGGGACGAGGCGUAAGGUCUUGCGUAUUUAGGUCUAAUUUGGACGACAACACUCACUGCAAUGACUAUCGAACCAUGAUCAGUCAAAUCUCCCUGACCCACACCAGAACGCAGAACGCAGAACGUCUUCGUAAAUUGGCAUCGUAUUCAAUUGAUUAUUUCCACCGGGCUAUGUGCGAAUCGGAAUAUAAACUGAUUAUAAGUACACUAGGUACAGAACUUCUGAACUACGCAAAGCGAAAC